AUGAGGACUGCAGGGCGAGCCUUGAGCCCCAACUCCCGGCCAGAGAAGCGCCAUCACACCAGGAAGAAUGAAGAGGCCACUCCGGGCUCGCUGAUGCCCAGGGCGGGGAGGGAGGGCGACAGGAGGGGCCCCCCCUCCAUCCUGAGGCGGAGCAGGCCGGGGUGCGGCAGCCACGGGGCCGAGCCACAGAGGACCUCGAGGCGUGUGCGGUUCCAGGAACCCCUGGAGGUGACCGUCCACUACAUCGCCCGCAGGGAGCCCACCACCACCACCACCACCACCAGGGCGCCCAGCUGGCCCGGGCCCCGAGGCGGCUCCCUGCUCCUGCAGCUGUCCGUGUGCAUCCUGCUACUGCUCGUGCUGGGCCUGGUCUACGGCCGAGCCAAGCCCGUGGCGCUGGCCCUUGAGGACCUCCGGGCCCGGCUCCUGGUGCUCGCCCUGCGCCUGAGGCAUACGGCCCUCACCUGCUGGCGGGGCCUCCUGCAGCGCUGA
Messenger RNA from Mirounga angustirostris (Northern elephant seal), 492 nucleotides. RefSeq names its product chromosome unknown C14orf180 homolog (gene CUNH14orf180). The coding region runs from base 1 to 492 and encodes 163 amino acids. NCBI's taxonomy places the organism in Eukaryota, Metazoa, Chordata, Mammalia, Carnivora, Phocidae. The transcript is spliced from 4 exons. The record is from RefSeq and is a predicted model, not a curated record. Gene Ontology annotation, cellular component: plasma membrane.